CGAACGGUAAAGUAGAAAAUCUCUACAUUCAGUCGUCUCGCAUAAGCGUCGGGAAAGCGCCGGCUCUCUCUCUCCCUCCCUCCCUCCCUUAGUUUCCAUCUCUCUCUACAUUUCCACUUUCCAUCUCUCCAUCCCUUGAAUUGAAUGGCAUAUAGGGGAUUUCGCAUUCAAAAGUCAGACAUACAACGACAGUGACGCGCCCCGCCAUUUCCGCUGGCUAACGGCAUUAAGUUUACCACGUGGGGUGGCAGUAAACUAAGCCAGGGAGCACUUUAGCAAUUAGAUAUGCACUGUCACUAAAUUAUUCAGUUGUGCGCAAUGAGCACCCCAUAAGUCCUAGUGUCCUACAGGCUACAAAGCGGGAGAUAGGUGAGAGCCACGAGACAGAAGUCCAGCUUUUUCCCCAGAGACUUCUUAGAGUGAGUUCGAGCGAGUGAGUGGAAGAAGAAGGCGAUGAUGAAGGAGGGAGAAUCGACUAGGAUAAUGCUCGGGGUGAACGUGUCGACACUCAAGGGGUAUCCAUAUGCAUCAAUAAGAUGCACAAGAGCAUUCGAGUGGACUCUCCAGAAGAUCGUUCGCUCCAACACCUCUGCCUUCAAGCUUCUCUUUCUUUACGUUCAUGUCCCCGACGAAGACAGUUUCUUGUGCCGCAUGGAUCAAGACAGGUGAUCCCAAAAAAGUAAUCUGCCGUGAGGGGAAGCGAGUCCAACCGGAUUUUCUGGUUUUGGGAAACCGGGGUCUUGGCCUGUUCGAGAGGAUUUUCGUAAGUACUGUGAGCGACUUUUGCGUGAAGCAUGCUGAAUGCCCUGUCAUCACAAUCAAACGCAGGGCAGAUGAAAUACCUGAGGAUCCAGCUGAUGACUGAUUGGCCUGAAAUAUGCCUGAUUUGUUACAUUCUGUUAAUAAGCUUCUGACAGUAGGCAUGAGCAUCUCUUGCUUGUAAUCACGGGAAGUGCUCAUGUUUUGUAGAUUUUGCAUUUCAUGGACUAUACAUGGCGAACCUAUGGAGAUCUGUGUUUUUCUCUAUGGUCGUCGAUUUCAUUUGCUGACUACUUUUGGAUAACGAGUAAUGCUACGUACAGUCGUGGAAUUGCAAAUGCCGUGCAAUCACUUUGAAAAAGAGUAGGGUCUACGAUUAAAAAGUUAGUUUUUUU
Messenger RNA from Carya illinoinensis, 1154 nucleotides. RefSeq names its product universal stress protein A-like protein. NCBI's taxonomy places the organism in Eukaryota, Viridiplantae, Streptophyta, Magnoliopsida, Fagales, Juglandaceae. Bases 620 to 865 code for a protein of 81 amino acids. The record is from RefSeq and is a predicted model, not a curated record. Gene Ontology annotation, molecular function: AMP binding. The transcript is spliced from 3 exons.